AUGUCGACUUACGGUGGCCGUCGGGGGCCGAAUGUCUCCCAGUAUCUCCGACAUCUAAACACCAUUCCUACCGAGAGUCCAACCGACGACGCGUUCAUUGAUGACGAUCUCAGCCUCUUCACGAACACUCGAUUCUUUGAUAUUGAGUCGGGUCAGACAACAGACUUCCAGGCUCCCCCGGUCAAGCCGGAAAGCGAGCAGGUCUCUGCUCCUACUGAAAACUUGAAUUCCGCGUCUCCAGUUGGUGAUUUGACGGGCAUCGAUUUCAUAUCAGAUUUCAACUUUCCCGAUUUCUCUUCGUAUCAAGCGUCAACACUCAAUCCUGGUUUUGCAGAUGCGCUCCCUAUGCAGCCUCUCCAGCCUUCGGCUCAGGUAUUCUCGACGCCCGUUCCACAACAGCAGCAGCAGCAACAGCAACAGCCUACCACCUUCGUUCAAACCCAGUCGCGCAUCGGUGACAAGAGGAAAUCGGAAUCUUUAGACAACUCGGGUCAGUUGAGUUUUGAAGAGGCCUCCAGACUCGCAGCUGAGGAGGAUAAGCGGAGGCGCAACACGGCAGCUAGCGCGAGAUUCCGUAUCAAGAAGAAGCAACGCGAGCAGGCCCUGGAACGGACAGCGAAGGAAAUGUCGGAGAAGGUUACGGUUCUCGAAGGCAGGAUCCAACAACUAGAAACAGAGAACAAGUGGCUGAAGAACAUGAUUCUCGAGAAGAAUGGUGGGAGCGAGCAAAUAGCUUCGCUGUUAGAAAAGGGCCUCAGCGCCAAAGAUAAGACGGAAACGUCGAAGGCCGCGGAGCCUGUGAAGGCGGAGCUGUAA
Molecule: messenger RNA, 816 nt
Organism: Scedosporium apiospermum
Lineage: Eukaryota; Fungi; Ascomycota; Sordariomycetes; Microascales; Microascaceae
Exons: 2
Coding region: 1-816 (271 amino acids)
Biological process (GO): regulation of transcription by RNA polymerase II
Cellular component (GO): nucleus
Molecular function (GO): RNA polymerase II transcription regulatory region sequence-specific DNA binding; DNA-binding transcription activator activity, RNA polymerase II-specific
Source: RefSeq, a predicted model, not a curated record